Mauremys mutica (yellowpond turtle) is the source of this 4516-nucleotide messenger RNA. RefSeq names its product LysM domain containing 4 (gene LYSMD4). The transcript is spliced from 4 exons. Lineage: Eukaryota; Metazoa; Chordata; Testudines; Geoemydidae. The record is from RefSeq and is a predicted model, not a curated record. Bases 1000 to 1929 code for a protein of 309 amino acids.
CCCACCCCGGGAAGGUGCGUCUCCCGCCUGUGGUGCCAGGCGCUGGGUGCCUGCCCGCUGACAAGGCACGCCUCGAAAUCACUGCCUCAGCAGCGGGCCCACGCUCCUACUUGUGGGGCAUCCCAGGGUGCUGAUGGAGUCACCCCAUUAACCAAUCCCUUUGGAGCCCUCUCCUGAACCAUCCCCAGCUCCAGCUUUCAGUUUGGUAGCUGCUUCUGCUGGUUCUUGGGAGGUGCUGUCCCUCUCGGGCACUUCCCUCUUAAGUGGCUAGCAGCAGUCAGCCCGAGAGACUGGGCUAAAGUCCACUGCAGUCACACCCUGUGCUCUCACUCUGCCCUCAGUCGCUCCCACCCAGCCCUGCUGAAACCAAUGGGGGAGUCACCGCCUGCUUUGUCUGUAUUAAAUGCCAGGAGGGGAAAUCAGGGCUUUAAUGCCCUGGAAAUAAACAAACUGAGCAAGAUUGGGGCCCCGACUGGUACGACAAGGACUCAAAUGCCAGUGCUUCAUGCAGGCAGAGGCUGAGACAUAACAGCCAUCUCGGGCAGCUGUGGAUCGCACUAAACAUAAACACCGAGUGGGCAAGGACAAAUUCCUGUGCUGUGGGGAGAAAUGAUAAACAAAACUCAUUGUGGCUGAAAGAACAACUAACAAAAAAGUAAACUUAAAUCCUACAUCCAGCAUAGCACACUUGCACUCCUACUGUUUGCUUUGCUUAUUGCUUCUUGGCCAAAGGCUGAUGUUGAAUAUUGAUUAUAUUAAAAGAAAAAUUGUUCCAAUCCCAUAAAAAGGGUUGGAAGGGCAGAAGACCAUCACUCAGAAUUCUGUGACUAAGAGCAGACAAUCAAGGACGUACAAAAUGAUCAUGCAACAAGGUGCAUUGGGCUGGAUUCUAACAUCAGGGCAGUAGCAAAUGAGCUGUAGGUUCUGGGAUACCGAAGUUUUAUCAUAACCAAAGACACCCAGCUCCUGGGAUGGAUCCACAAGGCUCUAGUAUAAAACAUGAGGCUCUAUGAGGGACGAAUCAGAUCUUUCCAGGCUCCUGUCACUGUUCAUAAUUAUCCCAGCAGCCACGUUUAUGUGUUUAGAAAUGGCCGAUCAGAUCCGGAUGAGUCAUCGGAGGAGGAAUCUGAAUUCAUGGAAUUACGUCCAAGGGGCAAGGAGCAGCAGAGAAGCAGUUCUUCCCAAGAGAGAGCUGGGGAUGUGGUGCUACUGGAACGAGAGCUCACCGAGGGUGAUAACCUUAACAAGCUAGCGCUGCAGUAUGGGUGUAAAGUUGCAGAUAUCAAACGUGUCAACAACUUCAUUUGUGAACAGGACUUGUAUGCUCUGAAGUCUAUCAAGAUUCCAGUCAAGGCCCAUGGGGUGUUAACAGAGACCAGCAAAGAGUUAAAACCUCCUCAGAAUGCGCCUUCCCGGGCUGGCAUGACACUGAUUGAACUACCAGAGCCUGAUGAUGGAGCCACCAGCAGCAGCAGCUAUAGUGAAAGCAGAGACCUGACUGACUACUUUAAGGGGAUUGACCAGACCAUUGAGGAUGUAGUGCAAUCCAAAGUCCAUUUAAAUGCAGAUUACUGCAUAGACGCACCAAACUGCCCCCCCUCCGGUUCAGUGGGGCAGAAGGAGCCCAGUAAUGGUGCAGACUGUGGAAUCCAAUGGUGGAAUGCAGUUUUUAUCAUGCUUCUGAUAGGAAUAGUCUUGCCAGUAUUUUAUAUUGUCUAUUUUAAAACACAACAGACUGGGGCUGCAGCCCAUACCUCAAACACAACCUUCGCCUCUAAUAGCUCAGCUCAUGAAUUGGGGGGGGAAUUGUCACAGCACCUACCGGUCGUAGAAACCCCCAAAGCGAAGAUACAGCCCAGUACUGCCUCACCGCCCAACACUGAUACCCAUAAACCAGUAACUCUGACCUUACUGGAUUCAGUUGGCUAAUUUUUUUUUAAAGUGAGCUAAUGAUCUUGACUGAACACAGGGUGACGUGUUUUCUCUGAAUGAAUAAAAAUGUUUUGUAGCUUACCACGUGCAACAGACAUUUGCGUUUAUCAACCCUUCCAAGGGAAAGUAGCUUGCCCCAAUAUACUCUUAUUUGUUUCAGGUACCUCUCAAGAGUGGCCUUGUCUAAAAAUCUGAACUAGGCAGACACAUCAGAGUGUGUGCUCUUAAAUACUGCAUGGGUUAUUGAUUGGAAUAAUGCAGUCUAAUAGCACAUGAGAAGACACAUUUUGUAUGGACGGAGCAUUUUUUCCCCCACAACAACUUAAAACAACAUUUUUCAUUCUCUGGCAGAACCGAGUGGGCCCCGCCUGUUUAACCCUACGUAUGCCUUUCUAGCUUGAUAGACUAGCUCGGGUACGUGGCACUGUUAAAACUAAGCAGGACACUGGAUACUCUUAUCAAUGACAGUAUUAAGCUAAAUUGUGCUAGAUUGACGGAGGGUCUUAGCCUGCUGUGAGCGCCAUGGUGGCAAGGAUCUGCCUGUGCAGGGAGGCCCUGUGACUUCAUUUGGGCUCCAUGCAGGUACCCAGAGCUCUCUGCAGGAACCAGCCCUCAGGUCAGUUAUUCCUCAGUAAAAGCCUUUGUUCAAUAGUGAUAGCAAAAGUUCUCUUCAGCUGCAGAGUCCAGCCUGCCAGCAACCUGCAGUGGCCGACUCAGCCUUAAAGGCAUCUUGAGAUAGCGUCACUAGUCAGCAAUCCCUUUGUCUUUGCACAGUGAGCUAUCUCCAGCACUGCGUUUCAACCUUGGAAGUGUCCUUGCUCUUAGGAGUUUAUGCUAGAUAGGUCAGUGAGGAGUUUUCCAUUUUGUACAGUAAUCAAAAGUCAGGGGAAACAACCCCCAGCUAUUUUAGGAGUUCAGGAGGAGCAUAAAUUGCACAAACCUGGUGUAGGCUAAUUUUAGGCAUUUUUAGGGCCUGUGUAGAUAGUCAGUCAUGUUUCUGAUCACCCAUCUCCAUGCAGAGAGAAGGUCUCUUGCGUGAGUCCAGAGCCUAAGCCGUUCUUGAUGCAUUCUGGUCUGUUGAACGGAGGCCCACAGGUAUCAGGUAUAUUUUUCAAAGAUUUGUUUACAGUAAAUGCUAAAUGUAAAUGUUUACAGUAUAUGCGAUAAAUAUGGAUGAAGACUAAGCUUUGGGUUGUUUGAAUCUGCAGUUAAAAACCUCUUACUUGGUGUAGCCAUUUUAAAAAUAAAUUCAGAACCGUUUCUCAUGGCUAACCCCUGCUAUCAACAUUUUGAAGUUGUAGAAUUCAAAAUACUUUAGGAAACAUUGUGCAUAACAUAAGCAAAAUCUCCAUAAUAUAUUGCCUAAAUCUAAGCUAACUUUCAGCAUAGAGCAAAGUUUAAGGAAGUUGGACUUUCCCCGGGCCUAGACACUGACAUCCCAGGAAGUGCAAUUAUAAUGCAUUUGUUUACCAGCCGGAUUGUCUUAAAGGCUACUAGCUGAAGUUAUGGUAUGAAAAGCACAAGGGUGCUGAAUGCAGAAGGUAGCUGGGUUCUGCCCCGCCCUCACCUAACUGGAGGAUGGUUAUAGAAUUAGUACUGUUGUAACAGGGUACAAAUCACAGAUUCAUAAGCUUUCGUGGGCUACAGCCCACUUCAUCGGAUGCAUAGAGUCCAGUCUGUGCAUCCAAUGAAGUGGGCUAUAGCCCACGAAAGCUUAUACUCAAAUGUUAGUCUCUAAGGUGCCACAAGUACUCCUGUCUUUUUGCGGAUACUGACUAACACGGGUGCUACUCAAACAGAUUAAUAGAACGGUCAUUAGAAAAUACAUAAAGGUUUUUUUUCUCUCUCUUUCAAACACUCAGAUACAAGAGUCAAUAGUUUUAGAUGUAUUUAAUAACACAAAAUUAAGUAGGUAAAGGAGGAAAUGAUAGAAGACUGAAAAAUAAUUUUUGAAAUGAUUUGUUGAAUUAAGGAAUUGCCUGCUAUUGUCUUGUCACUAGAGGGCACUGUUGUCACAUAAAUACACAAGUCAAUGAGGCAACGUGAAGGAAAUUCAGAUCUGAAAUUUAUGAGCACAGUGAUUAGUACCAGCCAUGUCUGUCCCAAAUUAAUCUAAGUGCUGAUGACUAUCUUAUCUAAGGUUCUGAGAUGGGUGUUGAAGUUAAGAGCUAGAAGUUCUGUCUUUAAGAUCAAUUAUGUCAGUAAUAAAGUCUUGCUGGCCUGAGGCAAAUGCAUGGACAGCAUUUGUGUUUAUGAUGACUCAAAUGAAAAAUGUAUCUGAAAAACUAGCUUCUUGCUGCAAAGGGAUCUGGGUACAAUGAAUAAAGUAAACAGACUCUUCCUGAGUUAAAGUCACGGUACUGAUAAACAAAUAUUCUUCCUGCAGCAAGUAGGAAGCUCUUGUCAUGCUUCAAGGACGCUUGAGGGAACAUAAUUUUUUUAAAGAAAUAACCUAAAGCAUCUGCUUUCUUAAAGCCACCUGUAUCCACUUAAAAAAUAUAUUUUUCUUCUGUGAAGGAAAACUGGUCCCUUCUCUAGGUUAAUAUUACAUUUUUAAAUGAAGAAAAAUUCAAUAAAAGCACAA